UCCGUGCCGACGGUUUUGCAAUCCGUUCCCUCAGUUUAUAAACCGUACCCACGAAUUCUUAAACUGUUCCCUCGGUUUAAUAAAUCGUGCCCACGGAUUAAUAAACCGUACCCACGAAUUUCCAAUCCGUGCGCUCAGAUUUUGCAAACCGUACCCUCGGUUUUUAAAUCCGUUCCCACAAAUUCAUAAUCCGUGCGCACGCUUUCACAAUCCGUUCCCACGGUUUUGUAAAAACUGUACUCACGGAUUCAUUUUAGAAGAAGAACAUAGUAUAGGCCUACUUUACUACAGUAAACUGCAGUGUAUAUUGUAGAAAACUUAGUUCAAUAUUGGGUAAAGUAAUUGUUUAUAUUACUAUAGUUGUUAUAUUAUCACAGCAACUAUAGAAUUACCACGAUAAAUUAAUUCAGGUACUUCACUAUAUAUGGUUAAAAAACACUAUAGUAUUUACUAUAAAUUACUAUAGUAUUUUUUCAACACGUUCUCACUCCCAACUCGUCACAUAUGGACGCUUGGUCAGGACCCCUUGGCGUCACAUAUUAACGCACUGGGUACCCCCUUGGCGUCAUUUUUCAACGAGCAGGGCAGUCCGAUAGACUUCAAUGGAACUCUGAACCGGAGCCUGCGGCGUUGAAAUUUGACGUCUUGGGUAAACACACCGCAGCCCGUUGUCUGCUGUGGAUGGAUCGAGACUACAAUAAAUAAGAAUAGAUAGGAAUAGGCUGCAAUAAAUGAUCUAUGCCGAGUGUGGUCAAAUGGCGGCCCCCAUAUCAUCUUUAUCUGGCCACCCAACUGGUUUUUAAUGUUAAGAAAUCCCUCGCAGUCUGAUAUUAAAGUGCCCUCUGAGAAAAAGGGGGAGCGUUCACAGAAAAUGAACAACGGUGAGUUUAACAACGGUCAUCGUGUGUGCGACAGCAUUCAGCGGUGAGUUUAACAACGCCCCACUGCAGCUAAAGCAUCAUUCAGAGGUGAGUUUAACCAAAACAACGCUCAACUGCAGGUAGAACAGCAUUCAGAGGUGAGUUUAACAACGCUCCACGGUGCGUGUAGUAAGAAGUUUAAGCGUUUUCUGGUCACAGGGUAAGUGACUAAUUAGGGUGCAUGCUGGAUAAUGUAUUUUUAUAGGACUCUGGUAUUGAUAAAUAAAUAUGUAUAUAUGCUUGUGUUCGAUUAAUCAAUGUCUUGUUUGUUUAUUUAUUUAUUUAUUAAAAAUCCUCAAAAUUAAUAACGCUGACGUCAUUGUAUGGCGCGAUCGCGAUCCCAAGGUCCAUUGCGAUUUUCCACUUGGUAAGUAGAAAAGUUAAUUAAUAGAGAUCGAGACUAUUCUUAAAUUCACACACUAAAAACUGUAGAAUCAGGUCAAGUUGUGUUUAGAACUUUUAGAAGUGUAAGGCAGCAAUUUAUUAGGACGGUUAAUGAUAGAAAACUUUUUUAUAUAUAUAUAAAUUACUUGCUGCACCAAAUGUGCAGUAGGCUAGCAAAGUUAGCUAAUUAAAUUCAAGUUAAUUUUUUUCGCAUAUAAUCAUGAAGGUGCAAUCAUGGGGAAUACAAGAUUUUCAGUACUGAUGUGUUUCCAGUUACCUAUUUUACAUACUCAGACUGCCACUUUAGCCAACAUUAUAAAUGGUCCGGUAAAAAACAGGGUUGCCAGAUUAGUUUGUUUUCCAGCCCAGUAAUUGUUUAAAAUCCACAAAUAAUCUGACAAUAAACGCCUAAAUAUUAUCUAUAAUAAACAGUAGAAACAAAUUCAUAACAACAACAUUAUUGUGUCUCAGCACAAUUUCUCACUAUGAAAUAAAACCAUGUGUAUAAUUAAUGUAGUAAUAAAUUAUGUUGUCAUAAGUUAUUAAUUGAUUCAUGUACUUUUUACAGUGAGUUCUGCUGUGGUUUUGUUUGGAACUAAUUUUGUUGGCGAAAUAGAGAAAAACUUACAUUAUUAACAAUUUUUGUGUAAAAUGUAUUUAACAGUAUUAACUUUUUGCUUAUUCAACUGUAUAAAAUCAAUUUUACAUACACUCAAGCCCAAUCUGGCAACACAGGUGAAGAGAAUACUGAUGUAAAAUGUUCAAUUCUGUUUUUUUGUUUGUCUCUUUGUUUUUUCUUUUUCAUCAUUAGGUCCCUCAAAUUUGCCAGCAAAAAUUAUCUUUAUUCUAACACUCCAACACAUACACACACACACACACACACACACACACACACACAAUAAAUAACAAAGGCACUUUUAAGAGCCACGUCCAUCUUGUUAACCUGUACCCAUCACCUGUACUCUCUUCAGCUCUCUCUCUCUGUCUCUCCUCUCUGUCUCUCUUUGUCCCCCCCCCCCCCCCUCCCUGUUUUAUUUGUCCAUCUCUUUGUUGUGAGUCUUUCUGUCUGUUUGUUUUUCUGCCCAUCACUAUGUCCAUGAGUGAUUCAGAAAUCCAAGAAAAUCUAAUGGUCUUGGAUAACUUGGUUGAUCAUCAAGAACUGAAGGAUGAGCUCCAAAGUCUUGAUGACUUUCUUGGUGAGCUGCAAGAAGAGGAGGCGGCAGCAGCACCAGCAAAGAUGCCUGAGCCAAGGCAACCAAGGGUGCACUGGAGAAAAAGAGACGUGCAUGGAAAUAUUGUCUAUGCAAGGCCAAGAUCAAGCAGGCAUCAGUCAAAAAAGGCUGAUCACAUUCAGAACAUUGAUCCUCCCUUCAAUGCUCCUGACACUAACUGUGAGGUGGCCUUUGCUCCAGAGACUGUUGAGUGUUUUCUACAAGAUCUCCAGCACUCACUGAGCGAUUCCUCAGGUGAUGAGGCAUCACCUCUUGGAACCCCAAGAGAUCCUCUUCUGGCAUCCUCGAACUGGAGCAUACGUCAGAGUCUCUUUUCAGAGAGGUGGAGGGCAGAGAGACCCCGUCUGGUAAACACGGCUGCAGCAAAAGAAAGUGUGGCAACACACAUCUGCCAACAGUGUAGGAGCAGUCCAGCAGUUAUCCGGUGUUGUGACUGUCGACCACGCCCCUUCUUCUGUGCUGAAUGUGACAUCAGCAUGCACACCAGACAUGUCCUCCACAAUAGAGAUGCCAUGACUGCUGGAUUCUUCCAGCCAUUGCCUCCAACAACUGUUGUGGUGGAUAAGGCUCUUUCCCAAUGUGUGCGGCUUGUACCUGUGGAAAUGCCUGAAAAAAUCUGUGGUUGUUCACCAGAGUCAUUGAGGGUCAGUCCAGGAAAGACUGUUGCUGUGGUCACAAUGAAUGGACGAUAUGAUCUAAGCAUGCCCGAGUUAUUUUGUGAGGCAUGCCAAGCCACUUGGACUGCUGCAGUGGCCGACCUAAACGGCAGUGACUACUGGCCGGCAACCCUUCAGUUUGCCACAAUGUAUACUACCGAUAUAUUUUUCUCAUUUGAGGAAAUGAAGAUGGUGGCACCAGGACUGUCCUGCCAAGCAUUUUUAAGAAUGCUGGAUCAGCGAACUGUUCGCUUUGGUCGUACUGGCAAGAUCUCUGCAGACAGUUUUCAGAAGAGUUUUUUUGAGUGGGAGGCUGUACGAUUUGAGGUGGACAGUAUAUGCAAGGAAGAGCCCUUCAUCUGCCCUGCAUGCACCCCAAAUAUGCUCGCCGUUUCCGUAGAUGGAAACCGCAAGCACUACCGUUUUAAGAAUGCUGCUAGAUCUGAGGAACAGGCCAUCUUUGAAGGCAUCUUUAUAGCCAAGGAUGAAGAUGUUACGAGAUUUGUGGACCACAUUCACAGCACAACCAAACAUGUCGGUGGGAGAGGUGUUUGUGGAGGCGAGUGGUCAGCAGCCAGAGAGACCUCCCAAAGAUCUGCCAGCAAGGUAGACGAAGAGGGAUUGGAGCUUGCGGUUUGUCGGCACGGAGUGCUGCUCUGUGCUUUAAAUAUGUACAGGGGUGAAAUUUUUGCCUAUCCCCUGUACCUUCAAGAAAAGCUGGCCAGUAGGCAAGUCACUUUUUUUUGUAUGGAUGUGACCUGCAAAUAUUGGCCCUACCUGCAAAGAGUUGCAAAAAGCUGCCCAGAGCUCCAGCACCUCCUGAACAUGAGGCCAUUCCUUUCGGUAUUUCAUGCCAAAGCACAUGAUUUUAAAUGCGAGGUGAAAUGGAGUGGGGCGUAUCAGGAUGGGGCUGGACUAACACUAGGGGAGGAGGUGGAACAGUGCAAUGCCUUCCUCUCUAGGAUUGCAGUGACGACAAAACAUAUGUCAAAAGCAGGACGCACAGACAUGCUGACUCUCAUGGCCAUGCGCUGGAAUCAGCAAAAGUUCAGAAAUUUGGCAGUUUCACUGUCUCGCCGAUAUCAGAAGACCAGAAAAGCUCUGCAAAGCCAGUUACGAAACCUAGAGUCCAUGAAAGCCCAAUUGGCAGUGACAGAGAGCCAAUUGGAAGACUGGGUCAGUGAUGUAAAGGAGUGGGCAGAUGCAACAGUAACAACCACAAAUGAUGCUGAUGGCUUGGCCAGCAGAAUUGAGGUCCUGGUAGCGAGUAUCAAGAGACGUUCCCAGCGUCUCUAUAAAGAUACCGAUGGGAACAAAGGUCGUGCCAGAAUCCGCCGCAAGAUCAGGGAGGAGAAGGGGAUCCUGACAUCUGUUGUGGAGAAAUACAACAGAAUGGUUCCGAGCACAGAAAGUCUUUGCAUGGAAACCAUUCUGUCUGGUGAAACAGCUUGGCCAUGGCAGCUACCACACAAUGACUCUGUCGAUCUAAGGACAAAAAGAAGAGCGUUUGACAUCAUCAUGUCAGUAAGAAGACUUGAGGAAGAGCUGAAGAUUCUUGUGGCAGAGAUGGACCACCACUGGAAAUCUCUUUCAACUCGUGCUGAUAACCUCAGAGAGCUGUCCCGCAUGUUUGCCAGUGAGACAAUGAGAAAUUCACCAUGUGGCCUAAGUGAAGAGGGUUUGAAAGGUCUGCAGAGCAUCAUCCUCAGAAAGCAACAUAAAGUCAGAGAAAUGAAGGUGCAAGCAAGAGACUGUUACCUGCAAGUUUUGUCUGGAGAAGGCAACAUCAACUUUUUGUACAGUGCUUCAGCUGAUGAGUACGACAGUGACUGUGAAAUGUCUGAUGACGGACUGUAAUCCACAAGACUGUGACACCUUUCAUCGUUCUGGACAAUGACCUUAACUCUGGAUAUUAAGAAUGUAAUAAAAUCUGCUUUUCAUCACCUUUAUAAAUGGAACCAAAAGUGUUGCCUCUUCUUUCACUUACAUAGAAAUGUGUGCUUGCAUGCCUAUAGAACCAGUCUGUGGUGGAAAUUAAGUGCAUUAAUUAAAGAGAUUUGAGGUAUGAGUUGUUUCUUCUCAUCCAACUUUUUACUUAUACAUUUUACUUAUAAAUUCUGAGAGAAAAAAAAUGCAUUUGACAGCACAUGGAGAGCUUAUAAAAUGACAUUUUGUUGCAAAAGAAACUUCUCAACAGUACAAUUAGUUGAUUGGCAGAAAAUUAAUUUUAAUAAUUUUCAUGCAAAAACAUUUAAUGGUUCCAGCAUGUAUUUUUUAUUUGAGGUUUGAACUGUUCACAGCUUUUAUCAAUGUAUCUUUUUGGGUUGUGUGUAAUUGUGUCUGAUUUUCUCAUUUUCAUACUUUAUCACAAACCAAACUCUUCAUUUGUCGAGAAAUAAAUAGCAGAUUAAUUUAUUAUGAAAAUAAUCUUUAGUCUAGGUUGUGUACAAAAUAAUUAAUAAUCUUGCAUGAGUAAUAAUAAUUUAAGGU
Molecule: messenger RNA, 5682 nt
Organism: Megalobrama amblycephala (Wuchang bream)
Lineage: Eukaryota; Metazoa; Chordata; Actinopteri; Cypriniformes; Xenocyprididae
Exons: 14
Coding region: 2395-5049 (884 amino acids)
Source: RefSeq, a predicted model, not a curated record